GGGUACUUGAAUCUACCCAGCUGCACGGUUGGCAGCCAUGGCAAGGGUGAUUACGGUGCACUGCGCGCCGUCCGGGAAAGAGGAAGCAAUCGAAUUGGAGGCAGACAUGACUGUCCGUGAGUUCAGGAGGCAGCUGCACGGGUGGCUGCCCUGUGGAGAUGAGUCACAGAGCAAGAUGAGUUUGGUGGAGGUGGUUGUCGGAGCCACGCCCCUAUUGAACAACGAGGAGAUGGUGUCGGAGGCAAUUCCAGGUGCAGAAGUGUUGGCUUUCCUGAGCAUCAAGGCGGUGAAGUGCUCACGUGCCUCGUCAUCCGGCUGUGAGCCUGAAGAUUUGCGUGUAGUGGAAAUCACAGCUGCAGGACAGGUCGGCCCGAAUGCGUUCCAGGGCUGCAUUUAUAUGGCCAGUGUGGCCAUCCCAGACUCCGUGACUGUGAUCAGACACACGGCCUUUGCACACUGCAGAUCAUUGAAGAGCGUGGCUAUCCCCAACUCCGUGACACAGAUUGAAUUGAUGGCCUUCGUUGGAUGCAUCUCACUGGAAAGCGUGGCCAUUCCCAAUUCUGUGACUCGGAUCGGGACUAGUGCCUUUCAAAACUGCAGCUCUUUGACAAGCGUGAGCAUUCCUGACACCAUGACCGAGAUUGGUGCUCAUGUCUUUACCGGUUGCAGCUCAUUGACCAGCAUGACCAUUCCCAAUUCUGUGACUCAGAUUGGGCAUAGUGCAUUUGAAAGUUGUUGCUCAUUGACAAGCGUGAGCAUUCCCGAGACAGUGACAGUGAUUGGAAAGCGUGCCUUCCGAGGUUGCAGCUCAUUGCCAAGCAUAACCAUUCCCAAUUCUGUGACUAAGAUCGGGCAUCGUGCCUUUGAAAAUUGCAGCUCGCUAACGAGCGUGACCAUCCCUGACUUCGUGACUCGUAUUGGCAAGGGAGCCUUUGCCGGCUGCAACUUUCCUUGGGUUGAUAAGUGCAAUGAAGAGUCGGAGGAGUCGGGGGAGUCGGAGUUUGACUUAUUUGAUUAAUUAGUCUCCGUGCUGCAGCGCAAGCUCUUGAACCUGGUUCUUGCACUGGCGAGCUUAGCACGGGCAGCGACAAACGCUUUAAGGCUUGGGGGCCUUUUGGGGUUGCAGGAUGCUAUGGGACCGAGCAGGCAUUUCGCGAUUCAAUU
This is a messenger RNA of Effrenium voratum, 1164 nucleotides long. NCBI's taxonomy places the organism in Eukaryota, Dinophyceae, Suessiales, Symbiodiniaceae. The record is from the annotation of a GenBank genome assembly.